Messenger RNA from Tachysurus vachellii, 462 nucleotides. RefSeq names its product mitochondrial ribosomal protein S21 (gene mrps21). Gene Ontology annotation, biological process: translation. Bases 3 to 317 code for a protein of 104 amino acids. Gene Ontology annotation, cellular component: ribosome. The transcript has 2 exons. Lineage: Eukaryota; Metazoa; Chordata; Actinopteri; Siluriformes; Bagridae. The record is from RefSeq and is a predicted model, not a curated record. Gene Ontology annotation, molecular function: structural constituent of ribosome.
AUAUGUGCUCGUCGUUUCCGCCCGAGCAAAUUUUCUGGUGCACCAGCACAAAAAUGGCGAAACACCUUCGCUUUAUUGCCCGGACGGUGAUGGUUCAGGAUGGAAACGUUGACGCUGCAUAUAAAGCUCUUAAUAGAGUGUUGUCGGUGGAUGGAAUCAUCGAAACCGUAAAGCGUGGACGUUACUACGAGAAGCCGUGCAGACGGAGACAGAGGGAGAACUACGAGAACUGCAAAAGGAUCUACAACAUGGAGAUGGCACGCAAGCUCUCCUUCGUCUCCAGGACAAACCGACAAGACCCGUGGCAGGGGUGUUGAACGGCUCUGAUUAAAGAUGGACACCACUUACAUACAGACUGCACAGUAGAAAAAAAAGGUGUAUCGAUUUGCAGUGUGGAAUUUACCGUCAAUCUACAGCGGCCGAUGCUUUUCACUGAACUAUUAAACAUCUCUGUAAAAUGAA